GCGGGCAAGGGGAGGAGGCGACCCGCAGGGCACCGCGCGCACCGCACAGCCGCGGCUCCUGCUGUCUGCGUGGCGAUGGGCGCGGUCCGCGUCCCUCCCGCCGCGGUCCAGCCCCGAGAACCCAUCAGAGACCUGGAGACCACGCGCGUCCCACCCACAGCAGCGGGCUCGGCGCUUCUCAGCGGCCGGGGACCCCGCGAGGGCCCAGUUUGACUGCCCUCUAGUGGUGAACCGGAAUCCACACGUUGUACGACCUGAGAUGCCCAUCUUGAUCACGUGGUACCCGCUGGCGGCAAGGGUUCCUGCUGAAGAGUGUCUGGUGUUCAAAUAUGACUGAUGAAGGAGCCUAAUGAAAGAACCUGCACUUCUACCCAGAUCCCCUUUUCACCUUGGAUCUGGAGUCUAGAAGCAGCUCUGGGAUGGGGCCUCUGAAGGGAAGACGUGAGUCGUGUCCACAUCCUUGCCAGGGAGUAACCAAGACCGCGUAGGUGCCCACAGAGGGAGCAUGUGGUGACAUGGAGCUGGAAAUCAACUGCUCUGAAUUUUGUGACAGUUUCCCUGGCCAGGAGCUGGAUCGGAGACCCCUUCAUGAUCUUUGCAAGACAACCAUUACUGAUUCACAGCCCAGCAGCGCAGACAUCUCUCCCCUGUCUCCCACCCUCUUGGGUGUUGUUUGGACUUUCCUCAGCUGUGGACUACUUCUGGGGCUCUUCUUUUUCGCUUUCACAAUUCGCUGCAGGAAGAACAGGAUUGUGAAGAUGUCCAGCCCCAAUCUGAACAUUGUGACCCUACUGGGCAGUUGUCUGACUUACAGUAGUGCUUACCUUUUUGGGAUUCAAGAUGCUUUUGUGGGGAAUUCAAUGGAAGCACUCAUUCAGACGAGACUGUCCUUGCUGUGCAUCGGGACGUCCCUUGUGUUUGGCCCUAUUCUGGGGAAGAGCUGGCGACUCUACAAGGUGUUUACCCAGAGGGUCCCGGACAAGAGAGUGAUUAUCAAAGACCUGCAGUUACUGGGCUUGGUAGCAGCCCUGGUGGUGGCUGAUGUCAUCCUGCUUGUGACCUGGGUGCUGACUGAUCCCAUCCGGUGCCUCCAAAUCCUUGGUGUCAGCGUGAAGGUGACAGGGAGAGAUGUGUCCUGCUCGCUGACCAACACACACUUCUGUGCUUCGAGGUACUCCGAUGUCUGGAUUGCUCUGGUUUUGGGAUGCAAGGGGCUGCUGCUGCUGUAUGGUGCUUACCUGGCCGGCCUGACCAACCAUGUCAGCUCUCCUCCAGUGAACCAGUCCUUGACCGUCAUGGUCGGAGUCAACCUCCUGUUACUCACGGCCGGGCUAAUUUUCGUGCUCACCAGAUACUUGCACUCCUGGCCUAAUCUAGUCUUUGGACUCACCUCUGGAGGGAUCUUCAUUUGCACAACCACCGUGAACUGCUGUGUGUUCCUCCCCCAGCUGAAGCAAUGGAAGGCAUUUGAAGGAGAAAAUCAAACCUUCAGACGAAUGGCCAAAUAUUUCAGCAGCCCUAGCAAAAGCCUCCACAGCCAAGCUGAUGAGGACCAGAACUGCCACUUGAGGGACGAGAAGAGCUGCAUGGAGAGGCUCCUCACAGAAAAAAACGCAGUAAUUGAAAGCCUGCAAGAACAAGUCAACAACGCCAAGGAGAAGCUAGUGAAGCUGAUGUCUUCCGAGUGCACCUAUGACUCCCCAGAGUGGGCUGCUGCAGCCUCUGCCCAUGGGCUGGCAGAUGAGGGACCUUCAGAGCACCCUGCUGCCUCUGAGAAUGCUGUUAGUGUAGCAGCUGCUGAGGACUCCCUACACGCCUCGGUGGCCUCCCAGCAAAAGCAGAGCCCUGGGGCAUCUAAAAGGGACACCAGUCCCUCCCCAGACCAAAAGGACAACGUGACUUUGAAACAGUUUUGUGAUCAUGCAGACACGGGUUGCAGCCGGAAGCCACAGGCUGAACAAUGCGAGGAUCCAGAAAGGGGAGACCAGGGACCCAUGGCCCCCAGGCAGAGUUUCGUGGCAGAUGGAGUGGGCUGUGAAUCCCAUAGGCCCAAGCAGAGGAACUCAGAGGAACUCCCAGAGAGGCUACCUCGGGUCAGUUCAGUGGUCAGGGAGAAGCUUCAGGAAGUCCUCCAAGAGCUGGACCUGGGUGCCGAGGCUCCCCUUACCCCACUACCUUGUUCCCAGCAGCUUCGGAAGAGCACCGCUUCCUGCAGCCCCCGGAAGUUGUCCCCAUCUAAACUGGGUUUCAGCCCAUACGUGGUGAGGAGGCGACGGGCAGCCCAGCGGGCUCGCUUCCACUUCCCUGGCUCUGUGGCCCUCAAUAUGGGGCAUCAGGCAAAUAGGACGGCUGUCUCUGGUGCACAAAGCGGGCUGGUUGUGCAGAGCCGGGACAGCCUUACGCUGGACCACCAAAAUGCAAGGUCCAAGAUACCAAGGUCCUCUUCCGUAAUACCGUCACCGCUCUCAGAUCCUCAUCGGAGACGGAGUACCCUGGAGGGUAGCAAACGAGGCCAGUCCGAGCCUCAGGGGGCCGGUCUCACUGCUGUUCCAUGCCUACCCUCUUCACCAGGUCUGCCCAGGCAGCGUCAGCCUCGACUCCUAACGUCCCCUGGCUGUCCUUCCUCUUCUUCUGGCUGCUACAACCUUGACAGUGAGUCCAGCAGCUCAGAUGAGUUUUUCUGCCGCUGCCACAGGCCCUACUGUGAACUCUGCUUCCAGAGCUCUUUGGACUCCAGUGACAGUGAUACAUCAGAUAGCGACCUUGAGCAAGCUCAAGGACUAGCAUCCUGGGAAAAGAUGUGGGCCCGCUCCAAGCCUGUUGUGAACUUCAAAGAUGACUUGAAGCCCACACUAGUGUGAGAAGCAGUGGGGCUGGACACAGAGCUCAGUCUGGGUCCCACAGAAACAGGGAUCACGGGAAGAGAGCCAGAGCUCAGUCUUUGAGGACCAGAUCAGCACCAUGCCUUGACCAGCCUCGACUGUGUUUCUGCUGUGUUCAUUCUUACUUUGAGGACUUUUUGAUCUAUGAAUGGAAGGGCAUUGCCCAUCCGGCUACUACCUCAGCAUUACUGUGAGGAGCUCUGGUGAGGGACUGAGGUGCUACAUGAGCAGGCAGAGUUGUCCAUUCAGCUCCGCCUGUAUUCUAUGAAACUCUGAAUGUAUACCAAGUGGCUAGCUAGCUGGAUGGACAGAAAGAUGGGGAAAUGGGUGGGAGAAUUCUGCAGAACCACUGUGACCCAUCAAACUAGCAUUUCAGUGAGCAGACCUGCCAGGUAAAUAAGCCUACACCUUUAUCCCUCCAACUCAUGGGAAGAGUGACCUGCUUUCUGCUGAUGGCGGUAAGCAUCACUCUUCGGGGUUCCAACUUACGGUUCAAGUCAGACCAGCACUUCCUACUCCAUUUCUUCUUGUCCACCCGCCAUCAUGACACUUACCAUGAUCCCCAACAGUUUCCUAACAUGUAUGUGCUCACAGGCUUCUCGGGUUGCUUUCCUGGGCUCAAUAGUCCCUGGACCCUGUCCCCUGCUCUCUCUCAGUAGCACAGUGUUCUACUGAAGCACAUUGCACAUGGGUUUGGAGACUUGCUGGUCAAGAAGUACUUUGAGUGUGAUUGAGGUUCCAUGACCACCAAAGAUACAUAAACCUAGAAACAAAAAUGGGGGAAUAGAAAAGAAGAAAUGAAGGGCCAGGCAUGGUGGCGCACACC
This is a messenger RNA of Onychomys torridus (southern grasshopper mouse), 3708 nucleotides long. It is a transcript of the gene Gpr156, whose product is annotated as G protein-coupled receptor 156. Gene Ontology annotation, molecular function: G protein-coupled GABA receptor activity. Gene Ontology annotation, cellular component: G protein-coupled receptor heterodimeric complex; membrane. NCBI's taxonomy places the organism in Eukaryota, Metazoa, Chordata, Mammalia, Rodentia, Cricetidae. The record is from RefSeq and is a predicted model, not a curated record. Gene Ontology annotation, biological process: G protein-coupled receptor signaling pathway; gamma-aminobutyric acid signaling pathway.